Molecule: messenger RNA, 1872 nt
Organism: Rotaria sp. Silwood1
Lineage: Eukaryota; Metazoa; Rotifera; Eurotatoria; Philodinida; Philodinidae
Source: the annotation of a GenBank genome assembly
AUGGUUCAUAUUAUUAAAGUCGUACGUCCAUUGAGUAUGGAAAUCAUGUAUACUACUAUAGAAAGUCUCACUCGGAAUGGUCGAGAUCGAAGUUUGGAUCAUAAGCUAUCAAAUAUUUUUAUUCCAAAAGGGUCACCUGAAGCUGAUGUCAUAAGUGCUGUGGCUCCAGCUGAAGACGAUAUCUGGCUGAAGAAGACAAGUUCUGGUGUGUUCAAUUCUACAAAUAUCGACUAUAUAUUGAGAAAUCUUGGUGUAGAGUUUCUUGUGGUCAUGGGUUUCUUAACAGAUCAAUGUGUUGACAUGGCUGUACGUGACGCUGCCGACAAAGGUUAUCAAGUGAUUUGCAUAGCAGAUGCCUGUACAACUCAUACUCAAGAGCGUCACGAAAAUGCAUUGCGCGCUUUUGGUGGCUACUGUCGUAUUAUGAGCACCGAUGAAUUUAUUCAAGAGAUUCAAGGUAGUAAUAAUAGUAAUAACAGCGAUUUCUCGAUGAAAUUAGCUGUUAAUGAGCAACAAAAGAAUUUAUCAUCAUAUGCUUGUUCAUAUCUUCAACCAACCGCACUGACAAUGCUAGUUACAACGGAUCUGACUGGUAUUACACGUGGUCGGACAUUUCCCACAGAAGCUAUCAAUGAGUAUUGGGAUAGUGGAUGUGGUUGGGUACCAGCUAACAGUGCUCUGACACCACAGGACGUUAUUGCUGAUUCGAAUCCGUGGGGUUCACAUGGUGAUCUACGUUUAUUACCAGAUCGUGAAAGCCGAGUUCAAAUCAGUAAUGGACCAGAUCCAAAAGCACCGAUGUUUGACAUUAUCCAUUGCGACAUUAUCGAAACUGAUGGUAAAGCUUGGCUCGGUUGUCCACGUGAGCUUCUUCGUCAAGAAAUCCAACGUUAUCGUGAAAUGCUUGGUAUGCGAAUUAUAGCUGCAUUCGAACAUGAAUUCAUAUUGAACGGACGACAAUGUAUGAGUGAUUUACCAGCAUUCUCUUUGCGAGCUCAUCGUCAUAUGGCUGAUUUUGGUGGAUGGUUAGUUGCUGCUCUUCAAUCUGCGGGUGUCGAACCAGAAAUGUUUCUUCCCGAAUAUGGUCGAAGCCAGUACGAAAUCACCUGCCGAUCUACUGAAGGUGUUGCCGCUGCAGAUCGUGCGGUUAAUGUCCGUGAGAUCACCCGAGACAUUGCUCGACAAAUGAAUAUGCACGCUAGUUUUUCACCACAGCCAUAUGUCGGAGCCAUAACCAAUGGUGUUCAUUUACAUUUGAGUAUUCAAGGUCUUGAUGGACAACCAUUACUCUAUCAAAAAGGACGCCGUUAUGACCUGUCGGAACUGGGCGAGCAUUGGACAGCUGGCAUACUCAAUCAUUUACCGGCACUCUGUGCACUUACUGCACCUACACCAGUUUCUUACAUGCGACUGAAACCACAUCACUGGAGUGCAGCCUAUGCUUGCCUGGGUUAUCGUAAUCGUGAAGCUUCCUUGCGUAUCUCUCCUACUGUGAGUCUUAGCAAUCGAUCAAUUGCUGAUCAAUACAACGUUGAGUUUCGUCCGUUAGAUGCUACGGCUAGUCCACAUCUAAGUAUGGCUGCCAUACUCAUAGCCGGACGAUUGGGCAUUCAGCAAAAUAUGAAUCUGAAGGCAAUAAUCGAUACGGAUCCCCAUGAACUAAGCAAUAAUGAAAGAGAGAUGCGCAACAUCAAUACCUUACCGUCGAGUCUCUCCGAUGCUCUUGAAAUGCUGUCGAACGACAGCGAUCUUGUGAAAGAGUUGCCGAAGCCAUUGAUCGAUACGUAUUUCGCCAUGAAAAAACAUGAAUUAAAAAUAACCAGUGAACUCACUGACAAAGCACUCUGCGAACAAUAUACAUGUAUCUACUAA